CUAAAUGCUACAAGCACACACGUCAGAAUGGCUGUCUGGAGGGCUGGGCACAGUUUAGUAUGUGUGUGUGUGUGUGUGUGUUUGUGUGUAGGUUGAAUAGCGCAUCAGGAUGACUGUGAAAUAUCCAACAUGUAUAAUCUGCUUUAGGCUGGGUAGCUAACUAAAUAUCCUCAUAACAAGUACCACUAAUGGGAUGGAUUUUCAAUAUUAGCGAAUAGCGAUUAUAGUAUUACAAAAUGAUUAUGUAGUAAUGAGUGAAUAUUUGGAUUUCUGACACCUCAUAGCUCUAGAGUGGGAGUGUCCCGUGUAGAAAUAACAAUUGCAGUCAGUGGAAAAAAGGGUGUUUUCUGUAAUUUGACAAUUAGAUUGUUAAUUACAUUCUGUCGUCAUAUAAGGCGUGAAUCUUUCAUCUUAUAAAAAAAUUACAUACCGAAGCAGUUUUGCAAGUACACUGUGUUAUGAUGUGUGAUACAAUGGUUUAAUAAAGUGACUACAGAAAGGCUUGCAGGAGGUGCGUAGGGACACGUUGGCUUGACUGCACUAUUUUAGGCUGCAUGGCAGUAACCUUAAGCUAGACUGGCAUGUUUGACAGUAUAAAUAUCCAGGUUCACACCGGCACUCUGGCUCUGUUUACAUUGAGCUUGUGACAGCCCUGUGUGAAGAGACAGAGCCUGCCAAUUGGAUAUUGAUUCAACCCAAGCUGUCCUCCGAAAAGUUUAUGGACGCCUCUACUGUUGACUCACCAAAGUCAUAUGUAUCCUCAUUCGGACUUGCUAUGGACCAGCAGCACGAUUUAUUGAGCUCCUCGCCCAAUAGCCACACAGCUCACUACAACUCUGGUGAUACCAUGGCAACCUCCCUUUCUGGAAUGACCAUCAACGAUCAUCACCAUGGCAACCAAUUCCAUAAGGAGAACGGAAUUGCGGUGGGGCUCGUGAGACCAGGGGACUGUCCAAUGAAAGAGGAGUUUUCAGAAGAACAGGUGGAUGCUGAGCACAGUAAUGCUGAAGGCACCUCCUCUGCUGAGCAACAGCAAUGUGAGAGCCCCCGGGAUUCAAAACAGGAAGAGAAAGAGGAUCAGUGCCAGCCUGUAGUGGAAAUGACGAGUGCUGGAGGAACAGCACCUGCAGCUUUAGCAGCAGGGUUUUCAUCAGAUGGUUAUGAUCAACACUCGGACUGGAACCGUGUAGACCCCCAGAGAAUACUAGAGCAGGACCAAGACCUCCUCAGAAGCAGCUGGUCUGGACAACCGGUCCAUUCCCUUCAUCGACGGACAGCAGUCAGUCCAGACCGCACCAGGAGCCUGUCUCUGGAGAACGAGCCACCUGUGACUUUCCUGGUCCGCAGCGCUGCCCUGGAAGACCUGACAUCCGUCAGGGAGAGGACUGUAGAAGCCACGGCUCCUUACAGCGAAACCCUCCAGGAAGAGGAAGAACUGUCUUUUUAUGGCAACGAGAGCAAUGUUGAAGAAGAAACGCUUCCUGCAUGGGCCUACAGGGCUCAGGCGACACUUGAUGAAUAUGCACCUUCUGAAACGAAAGAACAUAGUGUUUCCCAAACUCUUUCUCAUGAACACAUGGAAGCAAUGGGAGAAGUGCAGGAGAAAGCUGAUGCUAUGUUAUCAGAGGUUGAUCACAUCGUUACCGUUACCGCCGAAGAUGACGGAAAGACAGAAGCCACUCCUCCCUCUGCAAGCACAGUUGGCUGUCCAAAAGGUGUCAACGUCUCCACGGCAAGAAAAUCCUUGGUGCCAGUGGCUCAAUUCAAAGCUCAGUCCAAGACCAAUGGUGAUACUGAGAAGAGGACCCCUAAAAACAGUAAAGUCAGACCUUCAUUCCAUAAAACACCUUCCUCCAUCCCCAAAAAGACCUCCUCUAGUAGAUCUCCCUUAGUGUCUUCCUCCAGUUCUUGGCCCAAAGAAACCAGGACAAGAGCUCCUAGUAGCAGUAGACCUCAUGCUGCCGGAACAAAGAUUCCUGCCAUGACUGCAGCUGCCAAAAAUGGAAAAGACUCUCCUAAGACCCCGGAGACCAGCGGGCACAGCAGCCCCGGCACUCCCAAAUCCCCUGCCAGCAAGGCUGCGGGUGGCAAGCCUCCAACCACAGGAAAUGAAAUCAAGAAGGUCGCAGUGAUUCGCUCGACUCCUAAAUCUCCAAAGAACCGCUCGCCCACAUCACUGUCGGCCGCUGCCCCCCUCCCUGAUCUGAAGAACGUACGAUCCAAAAUCGGCUCCACUGACAACUUGAAGCACCAGCCUGGAGGCGGCAGGGUACAAAUUCUUGAUCAGAAGGUGGAUUUCAGUAAUGUUCAGGCCAAGUGUGGCUCCAAAGCCAACCUCAAGUAUACGCCAGGAGGUGGAAAUGUAAAAAUUCUCGAUCAGAAGGUGGACUUCAGUAAUGUCCAGUCAAAGUGUGGCUCCAAAGACAAUUUGAAACAUGUACCGGGAGGUGGCAGUGUUCAAAUUCUCGAUCAGAAGUUGGACUUAAGUAGCGUGCAGUCUAGAUGUGGUUCCAAAGAUAAUAUCAAACAUUUACCUGGAGGUGGAAAUGUCCAAAUCCUCCACAAAAAGAUUGAUCUGAGCAAUGUGCAGGCAAAGUGUGGAUCGAAAGACAACAUCCGCCACAAACCAGGUGGAGGAAACAUUGAGAUCAGGUCUGAGAAGCUUGAAUUCAAGGCUCAGUCAAAGGUCGGAUCUAUGGACAACAUUAAACACACACCUGGAGGAGGCAGCAGGAGGAGAGAGAAGGGGAGAGGGGCAGAUACGCCCCGAGAUGAGGGCUUCGUCACCCCAGACCCCUCUGAUACCCCCACCCUCUCAUCUGCCAGUAUGUCCCCAGAGCCCAUCCUCCUCAGCAACCCCCAGAUAAAGAUUGAGGACUCCCAUUGAGUCGCACAAACUGAUGUUCCGUGAGCAGGCCAAAGCGCGAACCGACCAUGGCGCGGAAAUCGUGUCUCUAGAGGAGUCGCCACAUGGCCUGAGCACCGUCUCCUCUUCUGGCAGCAUCAACAUGGCAGACCCCCCGCAGCUUUCCACCCUCGCUGACCAGGUGUCUGCAUCGCUGGCCAAGCAGGGCUUGUGAUUGGACCACACCACCACCAAACCACGCCCCCCAACCCCAGCCC
Messenger RNA from Carassius auratus (goldfish), 3123 nucleotides. Its product is annotated as microtubule-associated protein tau-like. Gene Ontology annotation, biological process: microtubule cytoskeleton organization; neuron projection development. The record is from RefSeq and is a predicted model, not a curated record. Gene Ontology annotation, cellular component: neuron projection. The transcript has 17 exons. Gene Ontology annotation, molecular function: microtubule binding. Bases 719 to 2887 code for a protein of 722 amino acids. NCBI's taxonomy places the organism in Eukaryota, Metazoa, Chordata, Actinopteri, Cypriniformes, Cyprinidae.